Indicator indicator is the source of this 2857-nucleotide messenger RNA. It is a transcript of the gene PDE4C, whose product is annotated as phosphodiesterase 4C. Gene Ontology annotation, molecular function: 3',5'-cyclic-AMP phosphodiesterase activity. The record is from RefSeq and is a predicted model, not a curated record. Gene Ontology annotation, biological process: signal transduction. Lineage: Eukaryota; Metazoa; Chordata; Aves; Piciformes; Indicatoridae. The coding region runs from base 1 to 2112 and encodes 703 amino acids. Gene Ontology annotation, cellular component: perinuclear region of cytoplasm; nucleus; cytosol. The transcript is spliced from 15 exons.
AUGCUGCCGGGCAGCCGGUGCCCAUCCCGGAGGCACUCCUGCAUCUGCUUUGACCUGGAGAAUGGCCCCCUCGGCAGGGGGGUGCUGGACCCCCAGGCCAGCCCGGGUGCAGGGCUGGUCCUGCAGGGUAGCUUCACCCACGGCCAGCGCCGCGAGUCCUUCCUCUACCGCUCCGACAGCGACUACGACCUGUCCCCAAAAGCCAUGUCCCGCAACUCCUCCAUCGCCAGUGAUCUGCACGGGGAGGACAUGAUCGUGACGCCGUUCGCACAGGUCCUGGCCAGCCUUCGCACUGUCCGGAGCAACCUGACCCAACUCCAGGACCGCCUUGGCAUCAAGCGAGCAUCGAGCAGCAGUUUGCCCUCUGGGAGCAAGGCUGCACCCAGCGAAGAUGCCCACCAGAAGCUCUCACGGGAGACCCUGGAGGAGCUGGACUGGUGCCUGGACCAGCUGGAGACGCUGCAGACCAGGCACUCGGUCAGCGAGAUGGCCUCCAACAAGUUCAGGCGGAUGCUGAGCCGGGAGCUGUCUCACCUCUCUGAGACCAGCCGUUCGGGGAACCAAGUCUCUGAGUACAUCUCCAGGACCUUCCUGGACAAGCAGCACGAAGUAGAGAUCCCCUCGGCGCUGGCCAAGGACAAGGAGAAGGAGCGGCGGAAGCGUCCCAUGUCCCAGAUCAGCGGCGUCCGGAAGCUCACCCACGGCUCCAGCCUCAACGCCGCCGGCAUCCCCCGCUUCGGGGUGCAGAUGGACCGGGAGGAGCUGCUGGCCAAGGAGCUGGAGGACACCAACAAGUGGGGGCUCAACGUGUUCAAAGUGGCCGAGUACUCAGGCAACCGCCCGCUGACGGUCCUCAUGUACAGCAUCUUCCAGGAGCGCGACCUGCUGAAGACCUUCCGCAUCCCUGCCAACACCUUCCUCACCUACAUGCUGACACUGGAGGAUCACUAUCACCCCGACGUCGCCUACCACAACAGCAUCCACGCCGCUGACGUGGUGCAGUCCACCCACGUCCUGCUCUCCACACCUGCGCUGGAGGCUGUCUUCACGGACCUGGAGGUCAUGGCUGCCAUCUUUGCCAGUGCCAUCCAUGACGUUGACCACCCUGGAGUCUCCAACCAGUUCCUCAUCAACACCAACUCGGAGCUGGCACUGAUGUACAACGAUGCCUCAGUGCUGGAGAACCAUCACCUGGCUGUGGGCUUCAAGCUUCUCCAAGAGGAGAACUGUGACAUCUUCCAAAACCUGAGCAAGAAGCAGAGGCAAUCGCUGCGCAAAAUGGUCAUUGACAUGGUGCUGGCCACAGACAUGUCCAAGCACAUGAACCUGCUGGCGGAUUUGAAGACCAUGGUGGAGACCAAGAAGGUGACCAGCCUGGGGGUGCUGCUGCUGGACAACUACUCUGACCGGAUCCAGGUCCUGCAGAACAUGGUGCACUGUGCUGACCUCAGCAACCCCACCAAGCCCCUGGAGCUGUACCGGCAGUGGACCGACCGCAUCAUGGUGGAGUUCUUUGGGCAGGGUGACCGGGAGCGGGAGAGGGGGAUGGAGAUCAGUCCCAUGUGUGACAAGCACACAGCCUCUGUGGAGAAGUCCCAGGUGGGAUUCAUCGACUUCAUUGCCCACCCACUGUGGGAGACGUGGGCUGACCUAGUGCACCCUGAUGCCCAGGAGAUUCUGGACACGCUGGAAGACAACCGGGAAUGGUAUCAGAGCAUGAUCCCACGCAGCCCCUCCCCACCGCCUGAGGGACCCGGAGCAUCCCCUGUCAACGCCGACAAGUUCCAGUUUGAACUGACACUGGAGGAGGAGGCUGAGUCGGACACGGAGCUGGAGGGAGCCGAGAGCCCCUUGGAUGAGGACAACAGCGGCUCCAAGACGCCUGCCACAGAUGACUCAGAGCUGGCUGACACUGAGCAUUUGUCACCUGGCCCCCAGGACAGGGACUUGCCUGCCACCCAUCCCAGGGACGUGGACAACCGACAGGCGCUGGAGGGGACACAGACAAAGGACAGUAGUGGCAGCGGGCGCUUGGUGCCAGGGCCUGAGGGCAGCCAGGGGCUGUGCCUGGACACGGAGGGCAACAUCACAUUCCUGUCCCUGGGCACGUAGCAGCACCAGCUGGUGGGUCCCCUGGCUGCCACGGGGAUGUGGGACUGGGCACUGCCUCAGUAAGGGCUGGGAGCAGUGGAGAGCAUCGACAGCACAGGCACUAGGGCAGCUGCUAGGGCGCAAGGGGACCCAAAGCAUGGCCCUGUGUGAGAGCUGGGCAGGGCCUGAUGGGCACAAAGGAUGCUGCUCGCCAUCUCCCAGUGACUGUCCCCUGCUCCCACCCAGUGUCCCUGUGUACAGCUGCUGGGAGAGGUCCCUUUACCCUUCAGACAGGGUUCAGCAAUGCUGUGCUCCUGCCCCAGCCCAGCCCUGGGGACAUCGUGCCCCACAGGGAGCCAGGCACACCCCCACAGGGCUCCAGGAAGAGGUGACCCACGGGAACCAGGCACAGCCAAAUGCUUUUUGGAAUCUCACUGGGUGGCUCCUCCCCAGGGGACGGCAAGGUGGGAGAAGGGUGCUGGUGGUGGCACCCAGCACAAGGGACCUCAGCGCAGCCAGGCACCGGGGCACAGCGUGGACACGAGUCCAGUGGUUUAUUUAUUUGGGGACAGGUUUCACUUUGUAAAGCCUUUUGUAGCUCACUUUGGAAUCCAAGCCUCACCUCAGCCGUGGCCACGUCUGCGCCUGCCCAGCACUCCACACACUGCCUUUGGGCUUUGCACUGUGACUCUGAGCGGGUGCCGUGCCCCCCUGGGGUUCUUUCCUGUGUCUUCCUUCACCUUCCAGAGAUUAAACCUGGUUUGUU